Molecule: messenger RNA, 1155 nt
Organism: Dothidotthia symphoricarpi CBS 119687
Lineage: Eukaryota; Fungi; Ascomycota; Dothideomycetes; Pleosporales; Dothidotthiaceae
Exons: 1
Coding region: 1-1155 (384 amino acids)
Source: RefSeq, a predicted model, not a curated record
AUGGGCUCGACGACACAGAGCUCUGAUACUCUUUUCGAGUUCGGUUCAUCAUCAUCGAACUACGACGAAUCCGACUCAGAAUCCCAAGUCGACUCGACUGGAACGCUGGUACAUCAGCGGUCUCAUAUGCUUCCUAAAAUCGGUGGCUUCUCACUUCAGAACGCAAUGCGGCCAUCAUACACAUCACUGGAACAAGCUUACAGCUUCCCAAAUCCCGACGGAGGAAAUCUCCCUGGGCGAGACGACCAAGGUAGCUCUUACGUUCAGUAUCGUUUUGGAACUCCUAGAGAAGAAGAAGAGCGUCUUCGGGGAGAGUCUGAUCGAGCGAGUGCACGAGUCUCAAGUCAAAACUCAGGUCUCCAAGCCUCAUUUGCACACAUGCAGCAAAUUAUCGCAGAAGGCAAUGCGUGGAAUGUAACGGAAGCGCCUCUUGGCCAAGGAUCAUUAAGCAACGAUAGAACUGCUGACCUAGACCACGAAGCAGAGCUGUUAGGUCCUUACCAUCAUACGUCCUCGCGUCUGCGCGAUGAUGUGACGAAUGAGGAUUACCAAAGUCAUCGAGGGCGUCGUGAUAUCAUGGCAUUUGAUCCCGCCUAUCACGUCCGUCGAUACCUUUCUGAACCAGAAGGUAGCGAAGUUGGAGAUCAACUAGAACAAGAGCGGGAGGGUGCAUUUCAAAACACUUUGCCAAGUUCUAAUAUCCGUCCAGAUAAGACAAUAUCACCAAGUCUUCAGCCCCUUUUUCCCUCUAACCGGUGGUCAGAGUCGGAAUAUGGAAUGAGCAACUCCAAUGCAAAUACUCUACACCGCUAUAAUGAUCGCAACUUCGAUCUCCAACCCAUGCCAGACUUCGCGACGAGCGCCUCCAGCUCAGACUAUCACACAAAUCCUGGUCAUUCUCGAAAUCGAGGCUCGCCAGGGGAGUCAAAACAAGCUCGACACCAUAGAAGAUCUAGCUGGCGCGACAACUUGACAGACCAAGUACCGAUGGAGGGAGAUCAGACUGCGACCUCGGACGUCCGCCAACAGUAUGGAACAGGGAGCUCGACGCGAGGCUACCUUUCCGGUGUUUUUGUCACUUUCUUACCUGGCCCAGCAAACGAGCAGGAAGACAUAACGAAGAAGAGUCUGUUGAGGCGUAUCGUAUGCGCCUAG